AUGGCCUCCUCACUCAAGCGCAAAACACCCAGCUGGGCCAACCCGCCAACAGGCUCCUCUCCCGCUCCUGGUCCAGGACAAAGGACAGUAUCGACCCCUGCGUAUGCUUCUGGGUCGACAUCCGGGGCUGGGGCUGCGAAGGGGUUCGGAGGGGUGAAGCGGGAACAUGGGGAAGGAGGGGGUGGCGCGGGGGAUUGGAAGCGGUCUAAAUUGGGUAUGGUGAAUAAUGUGAUUACUGUAGAUCCAAGGUCGGCCGCUAUGGAUCUCGAAGAGGAGCUCAAGGGGAAAGGGACUAUGCCGCUCAUGGACGCGUAUUUCUACCUGCAAGAGAACUGCCCCGAACUCAACGCGAACGAUGUGGUGGCGUUACUCAAAGGUCUCCCUCGUGUUGGCUUCAACAAAGCCAAUCAAGUUCUCAGCUACGUCCCCGCCUUGACCAUAACCUCCCAAACCCAACUCCUCACGCACAUCCGGCUACACACCACUCCCCGUCAAUCCCUCAACGUCCGCGACCCCACCAUCAAAGAAGCGACCAAGGACCAGCCCCUCGUCGAGUGGCUCGUGGACCUCGAAAAGACGGGCGAGGUGUUGCUCGCGAGAGCGAUUGGGCCGUUUGCGCAUUCGGAUCUGCCGAAAUUGGGGAGGAAGAAUGGGCUGGGGUUGGGGAUUAGCGAUUUGGAGAAGGGGGCGUCUAGGAUCAGGGGGGUGUUUUGGGAUGAGGUCAGGGGGAGGGGGAGAGCCGGGAAGAGGGUGGAUGAAGACUUCAUACAUCUCUGGGCAGACGUUCCCAUCGAAGGAACGGAUGACGUCGGCAAGCUCCUCGCUCAGCAGGAUCUAUCAGCCAGCUCCAAUGUCCCCGAGCCCCUCAAAGCCAUCCCCGGCGGUCCAGCGGGUAAAAAGAAGAAGAAAUCGACACGGGCGCUAAAGAUCACCAAUACGCAUAUGAAGGCUAUGGGUAUCGACUUUAGCAAGGACUACGAUCCUGCGAAUAAGUGA
Messenger RNA from Dioszegia hungarica, 996 nucleotides. RefSeq lists its product as uncharacterized. Gene Ontology annotation, cellular component: transcription factor TFIIE complex. Gene Ontology annotation, biological process: transcription initiation at RNA polymerase II promoter. The record is from RefSeq and is a predicted model, not a curated record. Bases 1 to 996 code for a protein of 331 amino acids. The transcript has 7 exons. NCBI's taxonomy places the organism in Eukaryota, Fungi, Basidiomycota, Tremellomycetes, Tremellales, Bulleribasidiaceae.